CAGCUUGAUAAACAUCGCACAGGAGCCACGUGUCAAGAACAAAAAUACAAACAACAGCAACAACAAGCACGAUGAAGACCCUCGGUUUAAUCGGCGGCAUGAGCUGGGAGUCGACUACAACUUACUACCAAGAGAUCAAUCGUCGCGUUCGCGAAAUACAAGGCGGCCUUCACUCUGCCCAGUGCAUUGUGUUUUCCUUCGACUUUGCCAAGAUCGAGGCCCUUCAACACGCGGGCAAAUGGGAGGAAGCUGGCGAAAUGCUCAAUGAUGCAGCGGCCAAACUGAAGCUCGCUGGUGCAGAUGCCCUGGUUCUCUGCACCAACACCAUGCACUUCGUCUCUCACGGUAUCGAACCCGCCUCGAAAUUACCUCUCAUCCACAUCGUCGACCCAACUGCCGAGGCGAUCAUCAAAGCAGGCUACAAGUCCGUCGGCCUCCUCGGAACGCGUUUCACCAUGGAGAAAGAGUUCUACAAGCAGCGCUUGGUCAAGAAAUUCGGACUCAAGGUCAUUGUGCCAGAUGAUAGCGACAGAGAUACGGUACACAACGUCAUUUACCAGGAGCUCUGCAAUGGGAUCAUUCAAGAGAACUCUCGCGAGGACUAUCACUUUGUCAUUCGCAGACUCAAGGCUGAAGGCGCGGAGUGUUUGAUCAUGGGGUGUACCGAGAUUGGUCUAUUGGUUGAUGAGGCGGGAAGUGAGCUGCCGAUAUUUGACACUGCAAAGAUUCAUGCUAUCGCUGCUGCUGACUGGGCCAUGAAAGAAUGAUGCUAUUUUGAUAGCCUACUACAUCAAGCACACGCUAUAGAGAAAUGAUUGAGAUCUUAGAAUUUUA
Molecule: messenger RNA, 834 nt
Organism: Fusarium oxysporum Fo47
Lineage: Eukaryota; Fungi; Ascomycota; Sordariomycetes; Hypocreales; Nectriaceae
Product: Asp/Glu/hydantoin racemase
Exons: 1
Coding region: 72-767 (231 amino acids)
Molecular function (GO): amino-acid racemase activity
Source: RefSeq, a predicted model, not a curated record